AUGAUCAUCACCACCGCAAUCCCCCAAAUCACCGACGAGUUCCAAUCAAAAGGCCAUGUUGGCUGGUACGGCACCGCAUACUUGCUCACCAACUGCGCCUUUCAGCUGGUUUUUGGCAAACUCUACAAGUUUCUCCCCGUCAAGACCAUCUUCGUGGCAUCGCUUCUGCUCUUUGAAGCUGGCUCGGCCAUUUGCGGCGUAGCCCCAAAUUCCAUUGCUCUCAUUUUUGGAAGGGUCAUUGCUGGUCUAGGAGCCGGCGGCAUUCUCCCUGGCGUUAUGAUGAUCAUUGUCUACGCCAUUCCCCUACACAAGCGCCCCAAGUACCAGGGUUUCUUCGGCGCCUUGUUUGGCGUUGCUUCCGUUCUUGGUCCUACCGUCGGCGGCGCCUUCACAACACAUGUCACCUGGAGAUGGUGCUUUUACAUUAAUCUUCCCAUUGGACUUCCCGUCAUGGCCCUCAUCUUCUUCCUCCUUGAUAUACCCGAUCAGCCCGGCACCGAGUCAUCGCUGGAACAUAGGUUGAAGCAGUGGAACGAUGGGCGCAUUAUUGCCUUGUUCGUCGUUUCCUUUGUCUUGUUGAUCGCCUUUGCCUUGGUCCAGCUCUGGCUGCCGGACCAGGCCAUUCUGCCACCGCGCAUCUUUAUUCAACGAAGCAUUGCUUCUGGCUUCUGGGUGAGCCUGUGUGUCGGUGCACACCAGACCAUAUUUCUUUACUACCUCCCCAUCUGGUUCCAGGCUAUUCUGGGUAAGCCCGCUGUGGAAAGCGGCAUAGACUUGCUCCCGAUGGUGCUGCUGACUGCGGCUGCGGCCAUUCUCAAUGGCCAGCUGGUCUCCGCUAUUGGCUAUUACACGCCAUCCCUUAUAAUUGGUGUCUGCCUUACUGCUAUUGGUGCAGGAUUGCUUACUACUUUUGGGGUUGACAGUUCGCAGGGCAAAUGGAUCGGUUACCAGAUCCUGUAUGGUCUUGGUCUUGGUCUGGCAUCCCAGGCUCCGAAUAUGGCGGCACAGGCAGUGUUAGCCAAGCAAGACGUGGCUAUUGGCGCCUCGCUCAUGUUCUUUGCGCAAACCCUCUUUGGCGCAAUCUUCGUCUCGGUCGGCCAGAACGUACUUGAUAAUCAGCUCACUGAUCGUCUCCGAGACAUUCCCGGGAUGAAUCACGAUCUUAUUAACAAGAGCACUGGAGCCACUAGCAUCCUUGAUAAUAUUGACACCAAGUACCGUGCUUUGGCUUUGGAGGCGUACAACGAUGCAUUGCGCGUGGUCUUUCAGGUAGCUCUCUAUAUGACCUGCCUUGCUCUUCCCGGUGCCUUGGCCUUGGAGUGGCGCUCAGUCAAGAAGAACGGCCCAGCAAAGAAACCCGACACCAACCACGCAGAAAAAGGCCUGAUGAAUAGUAGCGAGCAAAAGGCUUCAGCACCGAGAGUCGAAGAAAGUAUGCAACAAGCCGCAGGUUGUAGUGCUGCUGAUGAGUCGAAGUUUACAGACGGGGACGUAGCAGUCGCGGCAUCCAGGAGCGAAGCCACCCACGUUGCCACCCAGAGCCAGGGAAAAAUUGCGUAG
Molecule: messenger RNA, 1560 nt
Organism: Metarhizium robertsii ARSEF 23
Lineage: Eukaryota; Fungi; Ascomycota; Sordariomycetes; Hypocreales; Clavicipitaceae
Product: Major facilitator superfamily domain, general substrate transporter
Exons: 6
Coding region: 1-1560 (519 amino acids)
Biological process (GO): transmembrane transport
Molecular function (GO): transmembrane transporter activity
Source: RefSeq, a predicted model, not a curated record